Caenorhabditis remanei is the source of this 549-nucleotide messenger RNA. RefSeq lists its product as uncharacterized. Bases 1 to 549 code for a protein of 182 amino acids. The transcript has 4 exons. Lineage: Eukaryota; Metazoa; Nematoda; Chromadorea; Rhabditida; Rhabditidae. The record is from RefSeq and is a predicted model, not a curated record.
AUGUUGCGCAAACUUCUUCUUGCUCUUUUCAUUGUUAUCAGUGCCGAAGCCUGGACCAACGAACAACUCAUAGAAUCUGUUGAGAAAACGUGUCCGCCAACAGUCUACAAGUGCCCUAAACCAGAGUAUAUUCUAUUCAAAAGUAAAUCAUGGUCAUGGAAUGAACAAGCAGUAAAAAACGCCCCCACUGCCGAAUUGUUUCGUCGAGCUCGCCAUUUAAACGAACAGGUCGCAGAUCUCCUAAGGGAUACCUACUGUUGCUCCGAAGGACCUUGUCUUGCCCUUUGUAAUAUCUUUGAAAAGAAAGAAAUCGAUCUCAUCAACGACUUCCCAGCCAACGGUCAGGAUCUUCUUGACUUGCACUUAGCUGAGUUGGAGCCCCAUCGUGAAUUCAUCGAGGCCUGGCUUCGCUCUCCAAACGAGUAUCCCGAUUCACGAGGAAGAGUACCAGCAGAGCUCGAGGAACUUUUCGACGAUAUCCACAAGCACCAACAUCUCAUCCGUCGUAAACUUCGUGAGCAGAAACUCCGUAAACAACAAAUUUUUUGA